AUGUCUUCACGUCGGACUAUGAGCUUCUUCGAACAAGACCAUGCUGCUACCAACCGUCCUGGUGGAGGCCGACUCCCAUUUCGGAGAAACAAUACCAAUGCUGCGAAUUCCGGUGUCCCGAAACCCCUCGCCGGUCAACCUCUCAAGAAAACCGUCUCUGACCCGGUGUCUCUAAAGACAAAGGAAAAACUUGGUGCCUUCACUCACAAGAAUACUGCUGCCGCUCCUAUAAGCCGAACUAAAACUGGACCGGCGGGUCCAACUUCAAAAUACCCUGUAACGUCAAUUGCUCGAACAAAUGCUCUUGUGAAUGACGCCCCAGGGGUAAAAGUCACUGCGCCAGUAGAUUCCUCACCACCAUUACCGCCGCCGCCGCCGCCGCCGCCGCCGCCCCCUCUCCCUUCAACUGUUCACAAGGAGAAUAAACCACAUGAUGGCCGUUUACCUAUUAAAAAUACAAAACCAUCCGACAAGAUCGAUAGGACGCCUGCUCCCAAGAAGCAUGCCAAAUUUGCAGUCGGAUCAGUGCCAGCUGGCGAUCAUAAGGACGUCCCUUGCACACCACAGCAUCGAUUCGCUCUGAAUGACUUGCUCACGCAAGCCAACACGACCCCCUCCGUCUCCAAAUGCGCUGAGGAAGCAUCUCCAGAGGUUAGAGUCUCCUGGAAGAGUUCUCCGAAAAGGCUUCAAGGAAGGAAGGUUGCAGAUCGAGUCUCCAUGCAUAAGAAAAGGCCCAGAAGCUCCUCUCCCUCAACCACGCCACAGCCUAGCAAACGUGUACAAGAACAACUCGCUUUCGACAUAUCCUCACCUGCUCUUAAAACGCCAAUGGCAAACCCGUUCGAGGAUGCUUGGAGCAAACGACUUAAAGAUUUUCCUAGUGCUGGUGUUCCCACCGCUAAAGGUGAAGGUUACUUUGACGGAAGCUCGCCUAGCGCGGUGCCGACUAUUUUUGAUUCACCAUCUGCAUUUCGAAGGUCAUUGAGCGCCCCAACCAAGCGCCUCAAACUAGCAGCCGAUACAACCAAGGAAGCCAACAUAUCACAGGCAAAGAAUAUCAGGAAACUAGGAAGACGUGGUGGUGCUACCGCUCGUAAUCCAGCGAACGAACGUGUGUCUAGUUUGUUGGCGAGACUUCAGGAGAAUACUAAAGCAGCAGCUCUCCAAAAAUCAGAUACUGCCCCGGCUUCUAUCGACUCAUCGCUCUACAGAUAUGAUGAUGCUUCCGCUUCAAUCGAGAACCUGAUAACCCCACCUGUCGAUGAUAAGGGUCCCUGGGAAAGGGAAAGCUCCGUCCUAAGGUCCAGGCGAUCGAUGUCCAUAAUUUCUGGUGGUAAUUCGAGGCAAGCAACGAAAGAGCCUUCUCCAGUGCCCAUUCGUGCUCAGGAACCAAAAUCGGAUGAUUAUGGACUCGAUGAUGACGAUGACGAGGAAAUGUUUGAGUUGGUGGAAAGUACUUGUCGCCCAGCCGAGCCUGUUGAGGAUGGCAAUAAAGUUGUUGAAGAACAGAAGGCUGGCAAUGUUAAAGGCGAGGACUCGGAUGAUUACGGGCUUAAUGACUUUGACGAUGAUGAUGACUGGGAGGCGGAUAUUGCUAAAGCAGUAGCCGGAAAUGAAACCCCUAAAGUGUCUAAGAAAACCUCUAGAUCACCUUUCAAGAAGUCACCGGCUUCUCCAAAGAAACGAGCCAAGUCACCUCUUGCAAUUUUAUCAGAUGAUGAUUAUGGAAGCGACUUUGAUCCUGAUGAGAUAGUUAAAGACACAAAAUCCCGGGCCAUCCAAAGAUUCGUGGUAUUAGACGUAUUUGAAGAUGAUUAUAUUUCAAGCGCCGGGGCAACCCGACCUGAAAAGGCGCUCCGCGUCGAAGACGAAAAGACGCGGACAGAGCGACGGGUCCUAUUACGACAAGCUUGGAUGGAUUGUGAUGUGCGAGAAGGUGAUAUUGUCAAUGUUAUAGGAAGCUUUGACGCAACUCUCACUUGCAUUAUUGAUAAUUCGCAGAACAUGCUUAUCCUUCAUCCUGAUAUCCUGUUAUCUGCUACGGCGGUCGCAGAUUCGUUCGACUGUAUCAGGUUAGCGACUCUGAGGGAACGAGUAAAGGCUAUUUCGGAUGCGUCGCAAUGGAGCGUUUAUGGAAAUAUCUUGCAUGAGGUAUUCCAGAUGGCGCUCAGUGCGAAUGAUUUUUCGACUUCUUUUUUGGAGAAGGAAAUCAGUCGGAUCCUUUUGGCGCAGAUGGUGAAUUUGUACGCCGUGAGGGUCACACCGAGUAUGGCUAUUGACCAUCUACGGACACAAUUGCCAUUGUUGCAGGAUUGGGCUAAACUAUUCGUAUCUGCAAAACCGAAGCCGGAUGCUAUGGUAAAGGGACACCGGUCAGCGGAUGCCAAUAUAGCUAUUCGAAAAGUCUUGGACGUUGAGGAACAUAUUUGGUCGCCUAAGUUUGGGCUUAAGGGUAAUAUCGAUGUGACCGUUGAGGUGGAUGUGCGGGAUAUUAACGGCCAGAGUGUAUUGACUGUUCCGCUCGAGUUGAAAACGGGGAAGAACGCAAAGAUUGCACACCGGGCCCAGACUAUGCUUUAUACUCUUUUAAUGGCUGAUCGUUAUGAUAUUGAAUCUCUAUGCGGUGUUCUAUACUACAUGGAAAAGGCGGAAACCAUUAGGGUGCCUAAUCUCUCGGAUGAGCUACGGGGUUUGAUGAUUGGAAGAAACCAUUUGGCGCGAUACAUCUACGGCAAAAUCGAUCUCCCCCCUAUGCUCCAGGAUAAACGUAUGUGUGGGAGAUGCUACGCUAAAACUACGUGUUUUGUGUACCAUAAGACCAUGGAAAACGGGACCGAGGAGACUAGUGGCGUAGGCGAUGUUUUCACGAAGGAGGCCAGCCAUCUUAACCAAACACACGCCGAGUUUUUCUCUAAAUGGGAGACUCUACUUUCAAAAGAAGAAAAGGAUAUGGAGAGAUUCCGAAAGGAACUGUGGGUGAUGACUAGCGAAGAACGGGAAGCUGCUGGAAGAUGUUUUGGCGGGUUGAAGAUGAUACCUGAAUCUGCUCCUACAUCUAACGACAAUGUUUCAAAAAUUAAUCGGUAUCACUAUCGAUUUGUGAAACGAACGCCACCUCCUUCAUUUUCGUUCCUGGAAUCUCAGAUUGGAGUUGGGGAGGCGAUUGUUAUAUCGGAUGAGGAUGGUCAUUUUGCUCUUGCAAAGGGGUUCGUGAUCAAAGUCUCCGCUCAGUGGAUUAUGGUUGCUGUUGAUCGGAGGCUGCAUAAUUCGCGAGUCAAAGAACCUGGAUUUCAUGAAACGAAGAACCAAACCUUUUCCGCCAUUAUGGAGAUUCUAGAAGAUGGGUCGACUAAGCCGCUACCGCCGCUAAGUUCUCAAGAAGGACUUGUGUCAUAUCGUCUCGAUAAAGAUGAGUUUAGCAAUGGGGUGGCGCUUAUUCGGAACAAUCUGGUGGAAUUGGUGAAGGCUGAUGGAAACCCGAGGCUGCGGGAAGUCAUUGUGGAAUUGGCACCACCUGUUUACAAUUUAGAAUCAACGGCGUAUCCACUGCCGUCCGCGAGUCAAGACAAGAUUAACAUUGACCAGAAGAACGCCAUUGAGAAAGUUAUGAGUGCACAGGAUUAUGCGUUGGUGCUUGGAAUGCCUGGAACUGGGAAAACUACGACCAUUGCACAUAUAAUCCGCGCGCUUGUUCACCAGGGAAAGACCGUCUUGUUGACUUCAUACACGCAUACCGCUGUCGACAAUAUUCUUCUCAAAAUCAAGGACGACCGCCCAAUUAAAGUCCUUCGACUUGGGGCCACGUCCAAAAUCCACCCGGAAGUUCAAAAAUUUGCCGUUUUGGCAAAUACGCCUAAGAAGUGUUUUGAUGAGAUUCAAGACGCCUAUCAUAGCCCUCAGGUCGUUGCGACGACAUGCUUGUCUAUCAAUCAUGUUGUGUUUACAGAGAGAGUUUUUGAUUAUUGUAUCGUCGAUGAGGCUUCACAAAUCACUCUUCCGGUUUGCGUGGGACCCAUACGUAUGGCGAAGAAGUUUGUGCUUGUGGGAGAUCACUUCCAGUUGCCGCCGCUCGUUCGAAGUUCAGAAGCAAAGGCUGGGGGUUUGGAUGUGAGCUUGUUCAAACUUCUAUCGGACGCUCAUCCGGAUUCUGUCGUCAACUUAGAACAUCAGUACCGUAUGUGUGAGGAUAUUAUGGCUCUAUCAAAUCAUCUUAUCUACGAAGGGAGGUUGAAAUGUGGAACGGAGAAAGUUGCGAAGAGCAGUCUUCAUAUCCCGAAUAUCAAGGCUUUGGAGGCGUUUCAUAGGCCUUCUUCUUCUGGGGGAGUGGCAGAGGGAGGCAAGAUGUGUGGUGGUGAUGGAACACCUUGUUGGAUUAGGGAUUUGUUGAAGGAGGAUGUUAAGGCAAUGUUUUUGAAUACGGAUUUAGUGGCUGCGCCAGAAGAGAAGAAGGGAGAUCGGACGUAUAACCCUAUUGAAGCGGAGUUGACUCGACAGCUUGUGGAGGGAUUCCUUCGCUGCGGUGUCGAUGCCAAUGAAAUUGGUGUCGUAUCAGUCUACAGAUCUCAAAUCAAGGCGAUCCAGCACCUCCUUCAUGGCCACCCAUCCGUCGAAAUGCAUACGGCCGAUAAGUUCCAAGGACGAGAUAAAGAUUGUAUCAUUAUCUCACUCGUCCGGUCAAACGAUAAAGAGGUCGUGGGGGAGCUACUCAAAGACUGGCGAAGGAUUAACGUAGCGUUUACUCGAGCCAAAACCAAGUUAUUGAUUAUUGGGUCCAAGUCCACGCUUAAAACCAAUGAACUACUAAGGAAAUUUGUGGAAAUGAUGGAGAAGAGGGAGUGGUUGUAUGAUUUACCGGCUGGGGCGCAUUUGGGGCAUCAUAUCCCUAUAGCGCAGCCAACCCAGAGCAGUGGCAGUCCGAUGAAAGGUUUGAGUAAGGAACAGCGGAAGAGGGUGAUGGAGGAAGGAGAGAAUAAACGGCCUGUCAAUGUGCAGAGGCAAAGGAGUUUGGUGGAUAUGCUGGGAAAGAAAGGAAGUGGAGUGGUUAAACUUGGUGGAGGAGGACCCGGAAGGGGCACUAUGGGGAGGGGUUUAGUGGCCUCGAGGGGGGUGCUGAGGGAUAUUCUGAAUAACCUGAAUUGA
Messenger RNA from Orbilia oligospora ATCC 24927, 5139 nucleotides. RefSeq lists its product as uncharacterized. The record is from RefSeq and is a predicted model, not a curated record. Lineage: Eukaryota; Fungi; Ascomycota; Orbiliomycetes; Orbiliales; Orbiliaceae. Gene Ontology annotation, molecular function: single-stranded DNA helicase activity; 5'-flap endonuclease activity. The coding region runs from base 1 to 5139 and encodes 1712 amino acids. Gene Ontology annotation, biological process: replication fork reversal. Gene Ontology annotation, cellular component: cytoplasm. The transcript has 6 exons.